Molecule: messenger RNA, 351 nt
Organism: Anisakis simplex (herring worm)
Lineage: Eukaryota; Metazoa; Nematoda; Chromadorea; Rhabditida; Anisakidae
Source: the annotation of a GenBank genome assembly
AUGGAUCGAGCCGAAGCCGAAGCAGCCGCAAGUCAGCCGCCGGCUGGUGGUGAUCAGUCGGAUGCGGAAGCGUCCGGAGAUGAGCUUGUGCCGACACCUCCAGAUUCGCCAUUACCUUCAACCGGAGCAUUUGCACCGAUUCCACCCGGAGGACCUGAUCUCGACGAUGAAUUCUUUGCGAUAUCGAGCAAUCCAUUGAGCUCAAAACGACUGAUAUACUUCAUCGGUUUGGUGGAUAUCCUCACCUAUUACGGAGUGAAGAAACGAACCGCAUCGGCCGCAAAGGCAGUGAAGUAUGGAUCUGAAGCUGAAAAUAUCUCGACGGUGAAACCAGAUCAGGUACUGGACUGA